Molecule: messenger RNA, 2340 nt
Organism: Fundulus heteroclitus (mummichog)
Lineage: Eukaryota; Metazoa; Chordata; Actinopteri; Cyprinodontiformes; Fundulidae
Gene: th
Product: tyrosine hydroxylase
Exons: 14
Coding region: 122-1687 (521 amino acids)
Biological process (GO): dopamine biosynthetic process from tyrosine
Cellular component (GO): axon; cytoplasm; perikaryon
Molecular function (GO): iron ion binding; tyrosine 3-monooxygenase activity
Source: RefSeq, a predicted model, not a curated record
CUGUCUGGUAAAAAAUGUGAACGACCUCCCAGCGCAGUCUGACAGGGUUACAGGGCGCAAACGCACUUUCCCCUCUGCAACAGCCGACAAUAUUGAACAGAGAGAACCGUAAAGCCUUAAGAUGCCCCUUUCUAGCAGUUCCACGUCCUCCACCAAGAGUAUCCGCAGAGCUGCGUCCGAGCUAGAGAGGUCGGAUUCCAUCACGCUUUGUUUUAGGAUUUACCUCGAUUGCAUUGCUGUUCCAAUGCGCAUUUGGAGAUGUAAAGCGCUCCCGUCAAAUACCCACAGAGACAUCCAAAAAUCUCAGAGGUUCAUCGGUAGACGGCAGAGCUUGAUCGAGGACGCGCGGAAGGAGAGGGAAGCGGCGGCGGCAGCGGCAGAAGCAGCGGAGGCUACUGAGCAGAUCGUGUUUGAAGAGGAGGACGGAAAAGCUCUUCUGAAUAUUUUCUUCACUUUGAGGAACUCGAAAACACCUGCGCUUUCGAGGACACUCAAAGUAUUCGAGACAUUUGAAGCAAAAAUUCACCACUUGGAGACUCGACCGCCAAGAAAGCUGAGGGAAAAUCUCGAGGGCCUCGAAUACUUUGUUCGCUGUGAGCUACACCUCUCAGACGUCAGUACUCUGGUCAGCUCUAUCAAGAGAAACGCAGAGGAUGUCAAAACCACCAAAGAAGUCAAAUUUCACUGGUUCCCAAAGAAAAUUGGAGAUCUGGACAGAUGUCAUCAUCUAGUCACGAAAUUCGAUCCAGAUCUAGAUGAAGACCAUCCUGGCUACAGAGAUCCCGCCUACAGACAGAGAAGAAAACUGAUCGGGGACAUUGCUUUCACAUACAAACAAGGGCAGCCAAUUCCCAGAGUGGAGUACACAGAGGAGGAGAUUUCCACAUGGCGUCAAGUCUAUUCAACGCUUAGGGACUUGUACACCACCCACGCCUGCAAAGAACACCUCGAGGCCUUUCGUCUCCUGGAGAAGCACUGCGGCUACAGUCCAGACAACAUUCCCCAGUUGGAAGACGUGUCACGCUUCCUUAAAGAACGCACAGGGUUUCAGCUGCGUCCGGUGGCUGGUCUGCUCUCAGCCAGAGACUUUCUGGCGAGUCUGGCGUUUCGCGUGUUCCAGUGCACCCAGUACAUCCGACAUGCUUCGUCCCCCAAUCACUCCCCAGAACCUGAUUGUGUCCAUGAACUGUUGGGCCAUGUCCCCAUGUUGGCUGAUCGAACUUUCGCCCAGUUUUCACAGAAUCUUGGUCUGGCAUCGCUGGGGGCAUCAGAUGAAGACAUAGAGAAACUCUCUACACUCUACUGGUUUACAGUUGAGUAUGGCCUCUGUAAGCAAAACGGUGAGGUUAAGGCUUAUGGGGCCGGACUCCUUUCUUCCUAUGGCGAGCUUGUGCAUUCUCUCUCUGACGAACCGGAGGUGCGGGAGUUUGAUCCAGAGCACGCAGCAGUGCAGCCCUAUCAAGACCAGACCUACCAGCCUGUCUACUUUGUUUCAGAGAGCUUUCCAGAUGCCAAGGAGAAAUUCAGGGCAUAUGUGGCAGGCAUCAAGCGUCCCUUCUCAGUCAGGUACGACCCGUACACGUGCAGCGUCGAGGUCCUGGACAACCCGCUGAAGAUCCAAGGAGGUCUAGAAGGUGUGAAAGAUGAGAUCAAGGUGCUGACAGAUGCCCUCGCAGUUUUGUCAUGAUGGCAGCCUCCGCCGGUUGUUGGUCUCCUCCAUGCUGAGCUCUGCAGUGUCCAGAGUGUGACGAGACCAACCUGUGUAGCUUUAUAUGAAAAUCCAGUAUGAUGCCGAGUUGUUGCAGUGUGUGCGUGUAUGAAAAGCUCCAAAGAUGUUGAACACGUUGCCCAGUGUGAAUGCAUUUGUGAAAUAAUGUACUGUAGUUCCACUUGACUAGAAAAAUUCACGCUUUAGUAAGUAAAAGUGUUAAAAUGUACUCAAACUGGAGCCACUAUCAAAGGGAGUUGUAUUUAUGAAUGUACUGAAAGAAAGCAAAACAAAAUUAUUAUUUUAAAAUCAAAGAAAUUUAACGGCAUAGUGGAAAUGCAAUAUUUUAGUCAAUUAUUUUACCAAGAAUAUAUAAUAAAAUAUAUUGUAAGUGCUUCUUAAAUUAUUUAUUUUCACGUAUUUGAAUAGGUGUUUGUAAAUUAAUUCAUGAUGUAUUGUUUGUUCUGUAUUUGCUUUUGUUUUGUUUUACAUUCUAAAUGCAUUAUAGAGAUAGUAAAAAAAAGGUGCAUCUAAUCAGACGCGAAUAAACAUAGUUAAAUAUCUGUAACUUGUUCCCAUGUGUUUUGCACUGUGUAUACUGUCAAAAUAAAUAAAUAAUCUAAACAAUUAAA